AUGGCGGAGAAGGAAGAGCAACUACAACAAAAACAGCCUCCGACGUUAAAAUCAUCCACCGCAGCUUCACGGCCAACGAUUUCACUUCCUCCACGGCCGUUUGGGGAAAUGUUUUUUAGCGGCGGCGUUGGGUUUAGUCCCGGUCCUAUGACUCUCGUCUCCAAUAUGUUCUCUGAUCCCGAUGAAUUCAAAUCCUUCUCUCAGCUUCUAGCCGGAGCUAUGGCUUCUCCGGCGGCUGCUGUUGCUGCUGCUGCCGUCGUCGCUACUGCUCAUCAAACAUCUGUGAGCUCCGUCGGUGGCGGUGGAGAUGUUCUUGACCCGGGGUUCAAACAAAAUAGACCGACGGGAUUGAUGAUUACGCAGCCUCCGGCGAUGUUCACCGUGCCGCCGGGAUUAAGCCCCGCGACUCUUCUGGAUUCUCCGAGCUUCUUUGGUCUUUUCUCACCCAUUCAGGGAACAUUUGGUAUGACACACCAACAAGCUUUAGCACAAGUCACUGCACAAGCAGUCCAAGGCAACAAUAAUGUUGUCCAUAUGCAACCACAAACCGAAUAUCUUUCCUCUACACACCAACAACAAGCUUCAGUGACUGAGCUUCCAUCGUAUUCUUCCGGACCUCGGUCCCAGAUGCCAGCUCCGGUUCAAGAUUCAUCCCAAUCUCAGCGAGAAACCUCUGAUAUAUGCGUCUUUGAGCAUCGGUCACAGCCUCAGAACGCUGACAAACCAGCUGAUGAUGGAUACAACUGGCGGAAAUACGGCCAGAAGCAAGUGAAAGGGAGCGAUUUCCCUCGGAGUUAUUACAAAUGCACGCAUCCCUCGUGUCCUGUCAAGAAGAAAGUGGAGAGGUCUCCCGAUGGACAAGUGACUGAGAUCAUCUACAAGGGUCAGCACAGUCACGAACUUCCUCAAAACAAUAAGCGUGGAGGAAACCAUAACAAAAGUUGUGAUAUUGCAACUCAGUUUCAUCAAACCAGUAAUAGCAAGACCAAGAGAGACCAGGAAACAAGCCAGGUUACUACAACUACAGAUCAGAUGUCUGAAGCAAGUGACAGCGAGGAGGUCGGUAAUGCAGAAACUAGUACGAGAGGAAAACAAGAAGAUGAGCCUGAUCCCAAGAGAAGAAACACAGAAGUCCGGGUUACAGAACCAGCUUCUUCAUCGCAUAGGACGGUGACAGAGCCUAGAAUUAUUGUCCAGACGACGAGUGAAGUUGAUCUCUUAGAUGAUGGAUAUAGAUGGCGCAAGUAUGGUCAGAAAGUAGUCAAAGGAAAUCUUAAUCCGAGGAGCUACUAUAAGUGUACAACACCUGCUUGCGGAGUGAGGAAACAUGUAGAGAGAGCAGCAAAUGACUCGAAAGCUGUUGUAACCACAUACGAAGGGAAACAUAACCAUGACGUUCCAGCUGCUAGAACCAGUAGCCAUCAGUUGAGACCAAACAAUCUACACAACAACGCCUCGGCUAACUUGAAUCACCAACAGCCCGUUGCUCGUUUAAGGCUUAAAGAAGAGCAAAUCAGUUGA
This is a messenger RNA of Microthlaspi erraticum, 1521 nucleotides long. The record is from the annotation of a GenBank genome assembly. NCBI's taxonomy places the organism in Eukaryota, Viridiplantae, Streptophyta, Magnoliopsida, Brassicales, Brassicaceae.